CGUCGAUAUUAUCAAACGUUCUCCUAUCCAAAGAGUAAUCACAACUAGUUAACAUGCCUUAUAAACUAAACAAUACCGUUGCUUCCAUUCUAUCAGUACUAUUAAUUCCAAUCAAUACUGCAUACCAACAAUUAAGUGAUACACCAAUCGUCAGUGAAAUUCAGCCGAAAGAUUUUACUAUUAAAACAGUAACAAGUGUACCAUUAUUACGUCUAGUUGACUAUCUAUCAAAUCAAACACAAACCAAGGAAAUGAAAGUCAGAAACUUCUCAAUAUCAUCAGAUUCUUUAUACACUCAUAUAUAUUUUGCUUGGAAAGAAGCUAAUCAAUAUAUGUCUCCUAUUGCUUUGAGAAAUAACGGUAAAAUUGAUGAGAUUGUUGGUGCUAAUCUUGUUCUACCUGUUAAUAUUUUAAAAGAUAUGUAUGCACCUGGAUUAAUAGCAGAUAUAUUAGAUUUUGCAAUUAAUUGUUAUACAUGGGCUAAACCAAUAGGCAAUCAAAAAUCUUUCUCUAGUCCUACAGGAUACAUUUCUAUUUUAAGAGGAGCUGACAACGCAAAAAUUAAUCAAGAAUUAAUUAAAGAAACUACAAAAUAUUUUUUAAUUUCUUCUCAAACUGAUGCAUAUCAUUUUGUUUGGGAAAAUUCUUCACCAGAACAAGCAAAAUUCAUGGCAUCUUUAAAGUAUACUCAAAUUAUUUGCGGUGAUAAACAAACUAAAACAAACCCAUGUAACUGGGAACAACUUGGUAUGGAUAAAUCAUUUGCUAAACAACAAUGUCUUUAUAGAACAAUUAACAGUGAUUGAUAGAAAUAAUAAAUAAUUAAGUUUAUCAUAUCUUUAGUUUAUAUUUGUAUAUGCAGUUGUUCUGCUAUCUAUUUAAAAUAUUUACACCGUUUCAUUUAGCUUUACUGACCAAUUUCAAUAUGACCAUUUCUGUUUUGUUUUUAUUUGAUUAAAAAAAAUACAAUAUGAAACUGUUU
Messenger RNA from Schistosoma haematobium, 982 nucleotides. RefSeq lists its product as uncharacterized. The coding region runs from base 54 to 806 and encodes 250 amino acids. NCBI's taxonomy places the organism in Eukaryota, Metazoa, Platyhelminthes, Trematoda, Strigeidida, Schistosomatidae. The transcript is spliced from 4 exons. The record is from RefSeq and is a predicted model, not a curated record.